GCAACUUCGUGGCGUGGUGCACUAUCUGUGGAAAAACUCCCUGUUUUCUCUCUGGAAAUGGGUCGAAGGCCAAAGAAAAUGAUGUGCCCCACUUGGGUCACCCCAAGCCGCCUGCCGUGGACCACUGGCCGCAGUUGAGGAGGUGUGUCUGUAGCGAUGCUUUGAACCGCGGCGGCGGCGCUCGUGGUUGGAACUCCUCAGGGUGGGUGCGCAUUCGCAGUGCGGUGACUGAGACCUAGAAAUCCAAGUGUUGGAGGUCCUGAGGCCAGCCAGAAUCGCUUCAAAAUGGAACGAAGGCAUCUGCGGACUUGCAUUCAGAGCCGGUUCAUCAGCAUGAGCGUGUGGACGAGCCCACGGAGACUCGUGGACUUGGCGGGGCAGAGCCUGCUGAAGAAUGAGGCCCUGGCCAUCGCUGCCCUGGAAAUGCUCCCCAGGGAGCUCUUCCCGCUGCUCUUCACGGCAGCCUUUGAUGGGAGACACAACCAGACCCUGAAGGCAAUGGUGCAGGCCUGGCCCUUCACCUGCCUCCCUCUGGGAGUGCUGAUGAAGGGACAGCAGCUUCACGUGGACACCUUCAAAGCUGUGCUUGAUGGAGUUGAUGUGCUGCUUGCCCAGGAGGUUCGCCCCAGGAGGUGGAAACUCAAAGUGCUGGAUUUACGAAAGAAUUCUCAUCAGGACUUCUGGACCGUGUGGUCUGGAAAAAGGGUCAGUCUGUGCUCAUUUCCAGAGCCAGAAGCAGCUCAGCCCAUGAGAAAGAAGCGAAAAGUAGAUGGUUCGAGCACAGAGGCAGAGCAGCCCUUGACUCCGAUGGAGGUUCUCGUAGACCUGUCCCUCAAGGAAGGUGCCUAUGACGAGUUGUUCACCCACCUGAUUGAGAUAGUGAGGCGAAAGAAAGACGUACUACACCUGUGCUGUAAGAAGCUGAAGAUUUUUGCAAUGCCUGUGCAGAAUAUCAAGAUGAUCCUGAAAAUGGUGCAGCUGGACUCUAUUGAAGAUUUGGAAGUGACUUGCACCUGGAAACUACCCACCUUGGCGAAAUUUUCUCCUCACCUGAGCCAGAUGAGUAACCUGCGUAGACUACUCCUCGCCCACAUCCAUCCAUCUUCCUUCAUUUCCCCAGAGAAGGAAGAGCAGUGUAUCGCCCAGUUCACCACUCAGUUCCUCAAUCUCCACUGCCUCCAGGACCUCUACGUGGACUCUUUAUUUUUCCUCAGAGGCCGCCUGGAUCAGUUGCUCAGAUGCAUGAUGAACCCCUUGGAAACCCUCUCGAUAACUAACUGCUGGCUUUCAGAAGGAGAUGUGACACAUCUGUCGCAGAGCCCCAGCAUCAGUCAGCUGAGUGUCCUGAGUCUAAGUGGGGUCAUGCUGACGGAGAUAAAUCCCGAGCUCCUCCAAGCUCUGCUAGAGAGAACCUCCGCCACCCUCCAGGACCUGGACUUGGAUGAGUGUGGGAUCAUGGAUACUCAGCUCCUUGUUCUUCUGCCUUCCCUCAGCCACUGCUCCCAGCUUACCACCUUAAGCUUCUGCGGGAAUCCCAUCUCCAUGUCUGUCCUGGAGAGCCUCGUGCACCACGUCAUCGGGUUGAAUAAUCUGAGCCACGUGCUAUAUCCUGUUCCCAUGGAGAGUUAUGAGGAUGUCAAUGGCACCCUCGACCUGGGGAGACUUGCCUUUCUGCACACCAGGCUUAGGGAGUUGCUGUGCGAAUUGGGGCGGCCUGGCAUGGUCUGGCUCAGUGCCAACCCCUGUCCUCACUGUGGGGACAGAACCUUCUAUGACCCAGAUCCCAUCCUGUGCCCCUGCUUCAUGCCUGCCUAGCUGGGUGCACAUGUCAAAUGCUUCAUUUUGCAUACUUGGACAGUGAAGCCCAGGAUUCAAGUGCAUCUUGAAGCAACACAGCAGCAACAGUUUGAGACAAAUGUUCAGUGUGAGUGGGGGAAAAAAGGGGAAGUUGGGGGUGGGCAGAUGUUGACUUGAGGAGUUGAUGGAAUCUUUGGGGAGAUGCAUCCUAUAGAGUUAGAAAUAGAAUCUGAAUUUCUAAAGGGAGAUUCUGGCUUGGGAAGUAUAUGUGGGAGGUAAUCCCUGUGUGGACUGUUGUAAAAAAAAAAACUUGAAAAUAAAGAGAAGCGAUAUGAAGCA
Messenger RNA from Sapajus apella (tufted capuchin), 2136 nucleotides. RefSeq names its product preferentially expressed antigen in melanoma (gene PRAME). The transcript has 6 exons. Gene Ontology annotation, biological process: negative regulation of cell differentiation; positive regulation of cell population proliferation; negative regulation of DNA-templated transcription. Gene Ontology annotation, cellular component: cytoplasm. Gene Ontology annotation, molecular function: nuclear retinoic acid receptor binding. NCBI's taxonomy places the organism in Eukaryota, Metazoa, Chordata, Mammalia, Primates, Cebidae. The coding region runs from base 286 to 1815 and encodes 509 amino acids. The record is from RefSeq and is a predicted model, not a curated record.